AGAUACAACAACAACAGUCGAGAGUACGGGACGUAUUUUUACAUACGCAUUUCACUUGUUGUUUUUUUCACGGACGACAUCGAUCCACGAGCAGACGUUCUCCAGAGCGGCGGUAUUUACACCAGGAAUAUUGGUUAGCAUUUGAGUUGUCGUCAUCAUCAACAACACACACAGACUAGACACAUGGCAAAUGCUUCAAUACAGUAAAUUCACUGUCGGUGUCAUUUUGUCACAGCUGUAGUUUGGCGAAGCCCACAAUUUACUGGAGUAACUUUAUCCUGUUGUUGUUGCUGCACCUCUUGGAUCCUUUACCUGCAACUGUCACUGUUUCUGCUGCCAACACUCGCUGCUGAGAUGCCCCUCACCUUAUUUCACCGAGAGAAACGUGGAAGGGAAAGCAGACCACGUUUGGAAGAUAAAUAUGAAGUCAAAGAGGUGAUAGGAACGGGUGCAUUCUCAGAGGUGAAGAUUGCUGAGGACCGGAUUACCAGGGAAUGUGUUGCCAUAAAAUGCAUUGACAGAAGAGCAUUGAAAGGCAAGGAGGACACCCUGGAGAAUGAAGUCUUGGUCUUGAAGAAGAUCAAGCAUUCAAACAUUGUGCGGCUGUUUGAGAUAUUUGAAAACAAAACACACGUCUAUCUCGUCAUUGAACUAGUCACAGGAGGGGAGCUGUUUGAUAGAAUCGUUGCUAAAGGUAGCUACACAGAGAAAGAUGCUAGUAAUAUCAUGAGGCAAGUCUUAGAAGCAACUGAUUACAUCCAUCAGCAAGGUGUCGUCCAUCGAGAUCUAAAGCCUGAGAAUCUGCUUUUCUACAACCCCCACGAAGACUCCAAAAUCAUGAUUAGCGACUUCGGCCUGUCCAAGAUGGAGGGCACUGGCGACAUGGACACUGCGUGUGGGACGCCGGGCUACGUUGCACCUGAGGUCCUGAAACAGAAGCCCUAUGGCAAAGCAGUAGACGUCUGGUCAAUCGGCGUAAUCACAUACAUCUUAUUAUGCGGGUAUCCACCAUUCUACGAUGAGAGCGACUCAGUACUAUUUCAGCAGAUCAUGAGCGGUCACUAUGAGUUUGACUCGCCCUACUGGGAUGAAAUCUCAGACUCAGCUAAAGACUUCAUCAGUCAUCUAAUGAAGGUGGACCACAAAGAGAGAUAUACAUGUCAACAGGCAAUAGCACAUCCAUGGAUUUCUGGAAACACUGCCCUGGAUAAGAACAUCCAUGAUUCUGUCAGUGAACAAAUCAAGAAAAACUUUGUCGCCAAAUCAAAAUGGAAGCAAGCCUUCAAUGCAACGGCGGUGGUGAGACAUAUGCGCAAACUCAAACUCGGGGAACUAGCAGCGUCCAGCAACAAUGGCGGACAGCAACCUGAUGCAAGCAGUGACAAGAGCAGACAAGAGAGCAAAGGCGCCUCUGAGGCAUCAAGCUGA
This is a messenger RNA of Asterias rubens (European starfish), 1428 nucleotides long. Its product is annotated as calcium/calmodulin-dependent protein kinase type 1-like. Bases 355 to 1428 code for a protein of 357 amino acids. Gene Ontology annotation, molecular function: calcium/calmodulin-dependent protein kinase activity; ATP binding; calmodulin binding. The record is from RefSeq and is a predicted model, not a curated record. Gene Ontology annotation, biological process: protein phosphorylation. Lineage: Eukaryota; Metazoa; Echinodermata; Asteroidea; Forcipulatida; Asteriidae. The transcript is spliced from 9 exons.